AUGGGAGCUCCAACAGCCGUUUUCAUUAUGGUCUCAGUGUUGUUCUUGUCGACUGCGCCAAAUGGCGUACAUGGUAAUAUUUUUCCGAUAUUCAAAGAUUUGCUAUUCGGCGAUGAUACACCUAUAAGAACUCCUGACCAACCUCAGCCAUGCCAGCAGCAAGUCCCGGGAUGUCAGCAACCUUCACCUGCGGCGCCGGAUAAUCCAGCCAACAUCAAGAACACGGUCAUUUCAAAAUCGACAGCUGUAGUAAACCCAAAUGAAAAUUGUAAUUAG
Molecule: messenger RNA, 276 nt
Organism: Arctia plantaginis
Lineage: Eukaryota; Metazoa; Arthropoda; Insecta; Lepidoptera; Erebidae
Source: the annotation of a GenBank genome assembly